UGUCGUCCUCUCUGAGACAGCCAUCGCCAUCGUGAGUUCUAAUUACACCGUUGAACUGAAUCAGUGCUUCCCCGACUUGACCUAUUCCAACUCCCAUUUUGUGUCGCAUUCUAACAUCAACCUCUGUCGAUAAGCGACUAAGAUCGACAUCUUCUAGCAAUGGCCGAAGGAACUUGGGAGAAGUUGUCCCAGGUCGCUGUCCUGGGUGCUAAAUACGACUCCCCUGAACGCCAGCCCCAUCCAAAAUGUUUGGAAGGGACCCGAGUGGACAUUCUCAAACUCAUCUGCGGAUUGUUGGACAAGCGAGAUAAGAGUCAGAUCAUUUGGCUGCAUGGCACGGCGGGCGUCGGAAAGUCUGCUGUGGCGUUCACUGUGGCCAAGAGGAUGAAAGGUCUGAUGAUGACGGAGACGACAAAAAUCGAAACAAGGCUCGCGGGAACAUUCUUUUUCUCGCGCAAGCACACGAAACGCAGCACCACCGGUCAUUUCUUUGCGACUUUUGCUUACCAGCUUGCGAGCAAUUUCCCCAGCGUCAAGAAUGACAUGAACAAAGCUAUCCGCGAGACUCCAGUGAUUCUAGACUCCAGCGAGUCUCUUCGCGACCAAAUGAUGGCGUUAUUUCGUCGACCCCUCUGGCACCUGCAAUUCAGGCUGCGCGAGUGUCCGCCUCCGGUGUUUGCUGUCGAUGCCCUCGAUGAAUGCCAACCUGCAACGGUCGCCGAUCUGAUCUCCCUCCUUGGAGAAGCUCUUCGUGAUCCUGAACUUCCCGUGUUCCACAUUCUUUUCACGAGUCGCUUGGAGGAGCAUAUCCGUAAAUCCAUUCAAAAAGAAGAGAUGCACCCGCUGGUGUACGAGAUACCGGUGAACACUUCUGAGGAGGGCGUUGCUGGCAUUAUUUCAUUAGACGGCGAAGAUGUGGACAAUGACAUCUGUACAUUUUUGCAGCAUUCCUUCAUGGAGUUGCGAAAUCGCCAUCCUGAUUUCCUUCAGCCCACUGCAGAUAAACUUGCGCGGCUGGCGAACCGAGCUGGCAGACGUUUCAUCGUGGCAUCUACAAUGAUAAAGUUCGUCAAUGACGGAUACAAUGACCCCCAGGAUCGCCUUGAGCUCAUGCUUGAGCUGACCAAUGAACUUCUACCUGGGACGGAAGUGUAUGAGCUAUACAACCGCAUCCUCUCCACCUGUUCGAACCCCAAUCGGGCAUACCAGCACUUGUCCAUUGUUGCUGCCCUCGCAGACCCUCUGCCAAUCUCACAGAUUUCGAAGCUCCUUGGUCCUGGUCAAGGCAGCGAUGUCGAGGCCACGCUGAAACAGCUACGUUCUUUCAUGGAUAUCCCCGCUGACAGCAGCCAUCCUGUGAACAUUUACCACUCGUCCAUUCGAGACUAUUCUUCAGACUCCUCAAACUGCAGCCUCCCUGAAUUACAACCCAUCCUACCACAUUCUCUGCUCGCCUAUUCGUCUUUCCGCUUGAUGAUUCAAGACAUCCCAGCACGCACUGCUCUCAUGGACGCGCUCCUAAAAUUGAAGUCGCAGAAUCAGGCUAUGCAACCCCAUGACCCCCGAAACUUGCAACAAUCGUUAGCCUUCAUCGUUGAGCCACCAGAGCCGCUGCAAGUUCUCAUGGGCCUGUUAUGGCAUCGGGGAGCUCGCAGGUCGGGUUUGCGGUCCUGGCUACGGACUUUUGACGGACAUGCGUGGCUGCAGACCCAAUGUGGGGAACACUAUUUGCAGACACAGAAGGGGGAAGACUGGCUGCAGACCCGGGAUUGGCUACAGACACAUACGGGAAUCACUUGAUUGGGGACCAAGAGGGGGCAAGGGUGGCUACAGAGUAGGCCAGGGUGGCUGUGGUCUCAAAGGCAGCGACAAGUCAAUGGAGACCCUAGCGAGUACGUGCCGGAGAUUUGUAGCGAAGAAGCCUUGCUGGAGACCAUCAGCGGGCAACGCUGGCUGAUUGAGACGCAGACUGG
Molecule: messenger RNA, 1973 nt
Organism: Suillus fuscotomentosus
Lineage: Eukaryota; Fungi; Basidiomycota; Agaricomycetes; Boletales; Suillaceae
Exons: 2
Coding region: 160-1800 (546 amino acids)
Source: RefSeq, a predicted model, not a curated record